GCCUUUAUUGAAGCGGUCACACUGAUUAUGAAAUUGCAGGACAGACGUGUCUGCUUAGUAUAAUAAUAUAACUAAUAAGCCCAGCGCAAUAUACAAGUGCAUCGAACGGUCAAAUACAUAAAUUAGUUUAGUUGACGGUAACGGAACAACGGAACAGGCACAGACAAAGCCACCCACGCGCGGACCAGAUAGAUACAACGAGCCAUAAACUUGUCGAGGAGAAGGAAGAGGCGGCAGCGCAGAAGGAAUCAGCUCAGCAACCGAAGGAAACGAUUCACAAUCGAAAAACCACAGCAAAAAGAGGAAAGAGAUAGCGACAACGACAGGAAGAGCGUCAGCAAGCGCGCGAGAUGGAUCGCUACGACAUGGAAGACGUCGUGGUGGCGCCCCCUGCCGAAUGCAGUUCGCCACUCAAGGAGUGGCGUCUUAAGCUCCAAGCGGGAACCCUAACACGUAACGAUUUCAUCGAAUUCUUCAAGAGGGAGUCGCCCAAGUUCUUCGACUAUCAGAAUAUGAUGAAGACAGAUACAAAUGCGCUAACUCGAGGAGCAGUGAAUCCUACUGCUGUGGGUCGUCGAAGGCUUGAGUGUUUUUUCCACGAUGACAAUGAUCCAGGCACGAGCUGGAGUGUUGCGGUCCUGAGGACGAUCGGCAUGAUGGGCGGGCAGCUAUUUCGUGGUUCCAUCAAAUGCAUGUUUAAGGAGGCACUGGCCAAGGAGGAGAUAAUUGAUGUGGUGGUAGAGUUUAUAAUGGGUGACAAUCCCGUCUCUGCUCUGGAAAAGCUCCGACUGGAAGGAAACACGGCCACUGUCUGCGGCAAGGUCUUCAAAAACGGGGAGCCCACCUACAGUUGCCGCGAGUGCGGCGUCGAUCCCACCUGCGUGCUUUGCGUUAACUGCUUUAAGCGGUCUGCACACCGUUUCCACAAAUACAAGAUGUCCACCUCGGGCGGCGGUGGCUGCUGCGACUGUGGCGACGACGAAGCUUGGAAAAAGGAUCACUACUGUCAGCUGCAUCUGGCCAAUCGAAAGAAUCCGCUAGAGAGCAAGAUCAUUACUGAAGCGGUCCUCGAGCGGGCGGUGAUCUGCUUUGGUGCGAUCCUCUCGUUCUGCGUCAACUACUUGGAAAUCGAACCGAACGCAAGCCUGCAGUGCUUGGAUGGCGAUGGAGCACAGUUCUGCACGGUGCUCUACAAUGACGAAUCGCACACCUUCGACCAAGUGAUCCAAACACUCACCAAAAUUGCCAAGUGUGGACACAAGGAUGCCAUGGAAAUUGUAGCAGCAAUCGAUCGCGAGGGUCGAGCGGUGGUUAAGUGCGAUACCUUUAAGGAGUGCAACGACCUCAAGACUGCCAUCGAGAACCAGAUGAUACCGUCAAACAACUUGCUAUUGAAUCAGCGCAACAGCCAGUCGCUUCGGACGUCCGUGCUGCACACCAGGGCGGUGGCGUGCCAGCAGUUUGCUCUGCAGCUGCUUGGCUGGUUCCAGGAGUUCCUCGUGUGCCACUACCUCUUCCGGAAGACGUUCGCCGGGCUGGUGCAGCGCAAGCAGGAGGCGUUCUGCAUCCGACACAUCCUCGAGUACGACGUUAAGCUGUGGAAGACGGCGCGCACCUGCUGGCACCGCCUCCUCAUCUCCGGCAUGCUAAUGGAGUACGACAACAAGAUGGUGCUGGCCCAGGAGUUCUCGCGCCGCUACGCCACCAUCGUGGAAGACUUUAUCAGCGACGACCACGACCACGCCUUCUCGAUAGUCUCGCUUAGUGUGCAGCUGUUCACGGUGCCCAGCAUCGCCCAUCACCUGAUCGCCCAGGAGGGCAUAUUCGACAAGCUACUGCACACGUUCUACCACGUAGCCAUCGAGAAGUUCAUCCAGAACCGGACGCUGCACUUUAGCAAGAACACCGCCAGCCUCACGUUCUUCAAGCGGGCCAACUACAUCCUGUACGACCUGCGAUAUCUGCUCAGCCUCAAGCCGGAGGUGCUCAACAAUGACCUGCGGAACGGCUUUCUCGAAGGAUGCCGUGCUCUGAUGCGCGUUUUGAACGUGAUGCAGGGCAUGGAGUCGAUCACCAGGCAGACAGGCCAACACAUGGACUACGAGCCAGAGUGGGAGUGCGCCUUUAACCUGCACAUCAAGCUGGCGACGACCAUCUCCCAGGUCAUUGAGUGGGCGGCCAGUGAUGUCAAGCUGUUGCGCAAGCUGUACAAGAUGACGGUGCGGGCCCUGGUGGGCAACAGUUUCAUCGUGGGCGGCGAGAAGGCGGAGGCGAAGAGUGUUGCCGGCCAUGUGGCCAACUGCCUGAUGUACGAUGUUUCGUCGAAGCCGGUUUCCAUCCACCUGCCCCUAUCCCGCUUCUAUUCGGGGAUCUACCUGCACUUGGGUGCCCACGACAUGACCUACGACAGCCUGCAGACGGAGACCGAGGGGCUGAACAUCAAGCUCACACCGAGGGAGAUAAUCGAGCCCGUUCUGUGCACCCACGCCAUGAUUGCCCAAGUGGCCGCGGGCAUGUGGCGUCGCAAUGGCUACUCCCUGCUGCAUCAGCUAUACUUCUACCGCAACGUGCGCUGCCGCGUGGAGAUGCUGGAUAGGGACAUUGUUUGCCUGCAGAUUGGCGCCUCGCUUAUGGAGAGCAAUGAGUUCCUGAUCCACGUGUUGAACAAGUUUAAUCUGAUCAACUGGGCGCAGGCGAACUACGAGACGGUGCUCGCGGAAGCCACAGAGGACGAGGAGUUCAUGCGACAGUUGUCCAUGAUCGACGAGUUUUUGGAACUGCUCAUCGUGAUCAUCGGCGAGCGGUGGAUGCCGGGGGUCUCUCUUGUCACGGAGGAGGAUCGCCUGCGCAAGGAGAUCAUCCAGCUUCUGUGCACCAAGUCCUACUCCCACUCGGAGCUGAGUCGUGCCCUGCCUGACGGCAACAGCGGGAACAGUGACAACAUCUUUGAGGAUGUGAUCAACACGGUGGCCUCGUUCAAGAAGCCGGUGGGCGUCGAUGGCAAGGGCGUGUACGAGCUAAAGGAGCAUCUGUUCGAAGAGUUCAACGUGUAUUUUUAUCACUACACUAAAGAAGACAAGUCCAAGGCCGAGGAGUUGCAACGGGAGCGCCGCAAGGCCAAAAAGCAGCUUGUCUGCUGUCCGCCCCCGAUGUUGCCCCAGCUGACGCCAGCGUUCACGUCUAUGGCCAACAUUCUACAGUGCAAUGUGUUCCUCAGCAUCUGCACCUUGAUCAUGGAUCGUGCUUUGGAUGCCCACAGCCGCUCCUUCACGGAAUCCCAUCUUCAGAAGAUCCUUCACCUGCUGGGGUUUGCCAUACAAGAGGAGCUGAGCGAGCACUAUCCCUUCCUUAGCUUCUACGAACGCUCCCAAAAGUACGGAAUUCUGGACAAGUUGGAUGAGCUGGCCCGUUGCCCCAGGUUGGAGGCCCAUCGCGACUUCGUUCUGUGGACCAUCAAGCGGUACAAGCAGCUGCAGGUCAAACAGGCGCCAAGCACAAGUGCAGCGGGGCCUAGUGGCUUGCAACAGUCCGCGGGGGACGAGCAACCGUUGAGCUCAGAGGAACAGGCGCGCCAGGAGAAGGAGGCUCGCGCCCGCUUGGCGGCCGAACGGCGAGCAAAAAUCAUGGCCCAGAUGAAGAAUGCCCAAAAGUCAUUCAUGAAGAGCAAUGCCGAAAUGUUUGCUGCUACCGGUGAUAAGGAAUCUGGCCAGGAUCAGGAUCGGGAUCGGGAUCUAGAGGGAGCAAUCACUGGGGUAAUGGAAUGGGAGGACAUUCCUACUGACGAAGAGGAGCAGGGCGCCGUGGCUCUGAAGCAGAGCGUGUCCUGCUUGGGACCAGAUCGCAGGAGCUAUCAAGUCAGCGACACUGCCUUUAAGUGCAUCCUGUGCUUCGAGAACUGUGCCAUCACCCGCAGCGGCCCGCCCUUGGUUAGCUUUGCGUUCGUGCAGACCUCGCGGGUGAUCUACACCACUCCGAAUCAGCACCAGGGCCGCAGUGCGCUGCACAUGAGCUGCUGCGGUCACGUGAUGCACUACAGCUGCUGGCAAGAGUACUACAGCAACGAGGCGGUCAAGGAGCUGCGCCGUCCACAGCGCAAUCGCGUAGCCGUCGGCCUCACGGACAACGCAGAGUUUCACUGUCCCUAUUGCAGGACCCUAAGCAACACUGUGCUUCCGGUCAGCGAGCCCUUGCCCGCUUUCUCACCAGUGGUGCCAGCAUCAGAGGGCUGUCUGCCGUUGGACAGCUUCGUGGAGAUUAUGCGCACGCUAGCCGGCGAGCUGGCUGGGGCCAAUGCCUUCACGUGGCAGCUGCCAAGCGUCGCCAACAUUUUGCGAAAGUCCGACGUUGUCGGAGACAUGGCCCUGUUCGAGCGGAGUGUCCAGCUGAUCCAAGAUCCCCCCCAACUCUCCGACAACUAUGCAGACGUCUUGGCCUCCUUCAGAAAGGCCCUGCGCAACGCCAUGCAGAGUCAGCUGCCUAACCACAAGGCUCCUGCGCCACCGUCAACCAAUUUCGAUAGUCUGGAGGUCGAGGCCACCGGCUUGGAGGUGGUCGCCCAGCUGUGGGACACGUGCAGCUACACGCUGCAGGCCCUGGAGAUCUACCUGUUCGAAAUUCAAAAGCCGCUCAAGGCCGAGCUGCCGAUGCGCCAUCAGAGCUGUGCCACCAACUUGGUGAGAGCCUGUGCGCUCUCCUCGACCGUUGCCAGCGCAUGCGACUCGCACCGUCCGGUGCCGCGCGUCCAGGCGGAGUGGGCAGCCCGUCUGCUGGACACCGUCUUCAACCAGAAGGGCAGCAGUGUGCUGGAGUGGGACUGCUUCCGCACGCUCGUGCAGUUGCAGUUCGGAGUGCUAAACCUCAUGGCCGCCGAAAAGGCGUCUCAAGCCAUCAUACCCAGCGGGAGCAUGUUCGAUUUCUACAUACUGCAGACCAUGUUUCUGGCCAAUCUGACCAAGGCGGUCAUCUGCUUCGAUGUUGAGAAGGCGCAGGUCAAGCGAGCGGACGAGACGCCACACUUGGAGCUCUCGCAAUUGGCGUACGUGGAGAUGCUGCCAUCCAAGAUUCAGGAGAACAUGGUGGCAUUCUAUCGCCGCUACAAUAUACCAGCCAGAGUGCUCCAGCGAAGAAAGCAACAGCAACUGGACGACGAGCGCCAGCAUAGAGAAGGGGAGGAGCCACAGCCGCAGAAUCAGAAUCAGGAGCAGACGGUGGUAAUACCCUGCGAACAGCACACUCUAGCUCUGCUCCUUGAGUAUGUCCAGCGCCAGAUGAGCUCCUUCCUGCGGUGCUCCAGCCUAUUCUAUCGCUGCCUCACCGAUGUGGACUAUCCGGACACGUUCCCCACGGAUCAGCCGGAUCGCUUCGAGCUGAUGUGCCAGUACUUGGGCUUGGAGUCGCAACUGGGCGCGUACUUCGAUAUGGAGACGGUGUACGCCACGAUGAUGCACUCGUUUGCCUCGCACCCCGACAUUAGCAGGGAGGUGGCGCAUCGCUGCCAGCCAGAAAGCGGCUCUGGCCUGGAGGUGGUGCCCUGUCUGCGUCCUCUGCCGCGAUUGAAGCCACUGUUCGACGACUACAGCGAUCUGAUCAACAGCGUGUCGGACAUAUUCUGUCCCAACAACGAGCGCGAGGAGAUGAAAACACCGACCAUGUGUCUGAUUUGCGGUGCCAUUCUGUGCGGCCAGUCGUACUGCUGCCAGCCGGAGCUGGGCAUGAUGACGGUGGGAGCGUGCACCCAUCACGCCCACGACUGUGGCGCCGAGGUGGGCAUAUUUUUGCGCAUCCGCGACUGCCAGGUUGUGUAUCUCGGCCGAGGUAAGGGGUGCUAUGUGCAGCCGCCGUAUUUGGACGAGUACGGGGAGACGGACCAGGGUCUCCGACGCGGCAAUCCGCUAAGACUCUGUCAGUCGGCCUACAGCAAGAUCUUCCUGCAGUGGCUAAGCCAUGGCCUGCAUGAGGAAAUUGCUCGCCUAAAUGACAACACCAAUGUUCCGGUGACGCAGUGGCAUCACAUGUAGUCAGACGCACACCGAGCAUCACAAGUGGCAGCGGAUGGGAGCACCAGGCAGCGAAUAUGCAGUGGCGGCAGUCAAUGUGAUUAUUACAUACUAACAUUAGGAGAACCUAUUUAUAUGUCUAAGCAUUUUACCAAUUGUCCCUUUCGGAACAACCACUCACCAACCCACCAGCACCUCCAUCCCACAAUCCCACACCCAGUCGCACACACGAAAUCCCUCCCCCACACAAUUCUCAGUCCCCAGAUCCCAAAUCGAUUGAUGUAAAAUUACUAUAUUGGGUUUCUUUAAUAUUAUUAAUUCAUUAAACCGAUAGUAACUUUUUUUGAGCUAUUGUUAGAGAACUUGUUGAUAGUUUGAGCGGCCUAGCGCCCUCCUCUAGUUAUAUAAAUAUAUAUAUAAACAUAUGCUACUAUAUAUGUAUAGCGACUAGGCUAAAUUUUUGCCAGCACUUCGAGUGUCGCAGCAUCUAAAAAAAAAAAUACAAAAAUAAAUCAAGAAAAAUCGAAUUAUUUUCUUUUUCUUUCUAUCUAUCUGCAUCUCGCUGUCUCUUUCUUAAUCUCUCUCCCUCUCUUUCUCUCCCACUCCUGGGGCCCUGCCCCACCCACUCGAUGUACAUAUAUAGAGAUCUUUGAGUUACAAGCCUAAUGAGUUCGGGUUUUUUUUUUUUGCAUUUGUUGAUUUGUAUAUUUAGUAAGUGUACAAAAUAGAUACGGAAUAAAUGUAUGUUGGAAGGACAUACAUAUGUGUGUUAACUAUACCUACUUCCCCCGAGAAGGUUUAGAACUUUAGUGAGCCACCCUUGACCAUCCCCAUCCCUGACCUCUUAACACACUCAUAAUAUUCCCUCACCCGUACUCGUGCUAUAUAUGAAAAUAUAUCAUCCAUCUCGCUCUGAUCCAAGACGGUGGAAGGCGGGAAUACACUAAAGUUAGUAAAAUCAAGCUUACUUAAUACUUAACACUUAUAAAACUAUAUAUUUGCAUAAUUAUGAGCAAAUAAUACUAGAUACACAUACAUACAAGCCUAUUUUUAUGCAUUGUACAACAAAACAAAAUUUACUGUGUGAAUAGUUCAUGCAAGAAACAAUUGUUCUCGAAACACGCGUGCAAAAUGGAAACGAACAAGCAUUAUCGUACAGAAAACAUCGGAAGCAAAACGGAAAUAAAAUGAAAGUUUGCAAAAUUUUAGUGAUAUCUAAAA
Molecule: messenger RNA, 7217 nt
Organism: Drosophila kikkawai
Lineage: Eukaryota; Metazoa; Arthropoda; Insecta; Diptera; Drosophilidae
Gene: Ubr1
Product: Ubr1 ubiquitin ligase
Biological process (GO): ubiquitin-dependent protein catabolic process via the N-end rule pathway
Molecular function (GO): ubiquitin protein ligase activity; zinc ion binding
Source: RefSeq, a predicted model, not a curated record